Molecule: messenger RNA, 980 nt
Organism: Ciona intestinalis (vase tunicate)
Lineage: Eukaryota; Metazoa; Chordata; Ascidiacea; Phlebobranchia; Cionidae
Source: RefSeq, a predicted model, not a curated record
AAAACUAUUCAGUUAACCCGGAUCCUUUUUAUACUUUUUGUUUCAUGUAUUUAUUUCUGUGUCUUCCGUUCCAAGUUUAAGGUUUAUGUUUUACUGACGCGAAUUUACCAGUGUCGUUUAUUGUAACUUAAAUUGCCGAUUGUUGGCCAUUAGCUUCAAUAAACCAAAGAACCUAAGUAAUCGACCAUGGUCCAAGAAAGCGAACUCGCAGAAAAAGAAAAGGCGGAGGAAAAACGUUCUCGUAAAAUCAGUAUUAUCCUGCCCGACGAUGAAAAUAAAAAGAAAUCCCAUCUUAAAGAUGACGUAACUUUGCGUAAUAAAGAGAGUGUUACGUCAUACAGCAUUGUUAACGCGUCAUCAAGAAGACGCAGUUCGGGAAUCUCUGUCCAAACAUCUUCUUACGGACGAAGGAAAUUAUCAACCAAGUCGUUAGGUGUCGCCAAAGAGCGAUCGGAAAUUGAAAGUGAUUGUUUUGCACGAAAGGGUUCAUCAGGGACUUCCCCUACACUGCCCGGGUCACCCCGGUCGUCCACUUGGAGCGCCAGAGAGCGCAUGGGUAGCACAGUGUUAACCAAGAUACCGAUCGUGUCUUACCGACGUUUGGAGGUGGCGGGGAAGAAACAAAUGUUGUCGUAUACCGAUAUAAACAUAAUAAGGAGACAGAUGCGAAGUCAGAAAGAGGAAAUACAACGACAAAGGUUUAGAAGGGACUACAAGCGCACCACUAGCGACAUCUACCGGAUGCAAUUAGACCGCACCGAAAACCUCACCGAAGAAAAUGAACUUUGCUUCAAGGCAGCUUGCGUUACCUACUUGGGGACUUCCCCAGGAGCAAGACGAGCUGUGGCUGCCCAACUUGAUUGAUGUGACGUCACAAAGUUAUAUUGGGGAUGUUUUGUACACGUCAACAUUAAUGACAAUGUUUGAAUAAUAGGUUAUGAUGCCAUUUUAUGUGAAAUAUAUCACCUAGAUAUUUUAAA